Messenger RNA from Mucor mucedo, 1618 nucleotides. RefSeq lists its product as uncharacterized. The transcript has 7 exons. The coding region runs from base 166 to 1497 and encodes 443 amino acids. NCBI's taxonomy places the organism in Eukaryota, Fungi, Mucoromycota, Mucoromycetes, Mucorales, Mucoraceae. The record is from RefSeq and is a predicted model, not a curated record.
ACUAUCGGUGUUGGGCGCAGCUAAUAUUUCCUCGCGCUUGUGCCUGAGCCCUAUUUUAGGAACAUUUGCAGGUCUUCCGAGCCACAUUGGAACAAAUAAAUUUAAUUUUGAUUACCUUGACCUCCUUUACCUGGAUCUCUUCUUUUUCUACAAGUGACGGAAAAUAUGGAAGGGUACUGUGAUUUUUCUCGGUAUAAACACUGUAUCAGCUUUGGAUUUGAUUGUAUACAAACGGUGUCAAAGAGUAUUAGCAAUGACGACCAUAACCGUGAUUGGGAUUACGAAAAAAAAGAAUAUGUCAAAUUUCCUUCAAUCGUAUAUAAUACAGUCAGUGAGGUUGUUAUAGCUAGAGGAAAAUCAGAAGUGGGAGAAGUGCAGCUUAAACAUGAUGUAGAUCUUUGUUGCGUUCUCAAUAUCUUUAUGGAGCUUAACAACGUUUUUUUGAAAGCACCACAAAGGGUUUCUAAAUCCGAUAUGCUUGAUAAUGUCAUAACCUCAGAAGUGGUGAAGUUCUUACAAGAUGAAAUGAAUGAAUGGGAAAAAGCCUUAAAAUGUUCCAAGUCAGAUUUUUGUUAUGCAUUCACGCUGCCUACAGGGUGGAACUAUGAGAUUCAAGAAAAAUUAAUCCGCCCUCUCUUUAUUUCCGCUGGCCUUAUCAGUAAAUACAAUCAUCCUGAUAGGUUGCUUUUUUUUACUCAGCUCGAAUCUCUAUUUCGAUGUAUUCAAUCAGACGAUAGAUAUUUCUAUAAAAAUAUUGAAGUGGAAUAUGGUAGACAGUACGCCAUGUGCUCACUAAACUUUGCUGAAGGAGAAAUAUUUGUAAAUCUGGAUUUGUCUUCAGCUCAGUAUCCUUCUUUGACAUCAAUCGACAGCAAAUAUGUUCCACAAUCAUUGAAAUCAGCUAGUUUUAAAUUUCCUUUUGAAUUAAAAGAAAAACAGACAAGGAUCAAAGCAAUCGUAGAAAAAAAGUGUGACACCCUAUCGCUAACAAAUGUCCACAAAUUGACGGAUAUAUUGACAAAUGAAGGUAACACAAAAGGACUUCCACAAUGGAUGCGGCGAAUAUAUGAUCCAGAAGGUAACUUCAAGAUCUCUGACGAGGAUAUAUUGAAUCUGGCGCCGUUUCAAGAAUUUUUAAAUUAUAGACCAUUUAAGCAGCUACAGGAUUUGCGGUACAAAAAAUACAGUUUAGAGAACGAGGAAAUCCGUGCCCUUAAAUCAAUCACCAUUACCGAUAUUUAUGGAGAAUUUCUGGAGGAAGAAGCAUUCUUUACGGAUAAAUUGAAUGAUUUAUUUCAGAACACAAACAAGGCAAAAUUGACAACAUUGAUGAUUUCAUUUACCAAAGACUAUACUAAAGCUCACCAUGCUUUAGUACUACUGAAGCUUGUUGAAAAAUGGCUCAAAUCAUUUGAUAAACAACAAGGCUUUUAUAGAUUAUUGACACGUGUUGUAAAAGGUCCUUACGAAGCUCUCAGUUUUCAAUUUGGAAUCUAACAAGGGCAGAUUGCCAAAGAUUAUACCAUCAAAUACAAGAGGUGAUCAAUUUGAAAAAUUUUCGGAUCCUAUUUGCAUCGUAAAUAUAGACAUUCUCCCUACCAAAGUGGAAGCCAUCUUG